This is a messenger RNA of Neopelma chrysocephalum (saffron-crested tyrant-manakin), 467 nucleotides long. RefSeq names its product TNF receptor superfamily member 14 (gene TNFRSF14). Gene Ontology annotation, molecular function: protein binding. The transcript has 4 exons. Lineage: Eukaryota; Metazoa; Chordata; Aves; Passeriformes; Pipridae. The record is from RefSeq and is a predicted model, not a curated record. Gene Ontology annotation, cellular component: external side of plasma membrane. The coding region runs from base 108 to 467 and encodes 119 amino acids. Gene Ontology annotation, biological process: positive regulation of peptidyl-tyrosine phosphorylation; defense response to Gram-positive bacterium; negative regulation of alpha-beta T cell proliferation.
UGUCACGGGCGGCACGAGGGGGCGGCGGCUUCUCCUCUUCCGCUCCCUCAUGUCGACCUUUCGCUUUCGGUUCUCCGGGCUCCCUUCGGGGACGGGUCCCGUCCCGCAUGGGGCAGCGGCCGCGGGCCGCGGGGCCCCGGCGGUGGCGGCUGCGGGAGCGGGAGCCCGCCCUGGGCACCGUGAGGCUGGUCCUCGCCGUGGUGCUGGUCACGCAGCUGGAGCGCUCGGACGCCGCGGGCUGUGAGCCGGGCGAGUACCCCCAUGGCACCGAGUGCUGCCCCAUGUGUGCUGCGGGAUGGCGGGUUUUCAAGCACUGCACUGCCAGUUCCAGCACAACGUGCAUUCCUUGUGUGGAGGGGACCUACACAGAUCACCCCAAUGGUUUAACACACUGCAGGACAUGCAAACUGUGUGAUGAAGUGUGCUUUGAGAGGAGCCCAGCAGUGGCUCUUGGCCUUAAGGAAUAA